Molecule: messenger RNA, 1071 nt
Organism: Parasteatoda tepidariorum (common house spider)
Lineage: Eukaryota; Metazoa; Arthropoda; Arachnida; Araneae; Theridiidae
Product: transcription factor BTF3 homolog 4
Source: RefSeq, a predicted model, not a curated record
CCCAAAAAGUAUCUGAUGUGGAUGCGUGGUGCGGAGUAAUGUAGUGCGCAAAGGGAAUUUUAGUGCGGAAUUACGAUUUGCAUCAAAUUUUUAUGAAAAAUGAUAUUUAUUGUUUUAAUGAAUGUUUUGAAUCAUUAUUAUGCUCUUACUGAAUAUAUUAUACUAAAAUAUCAAAUUAGUUUUAACAAAAGGAGUUUUGAAAUCAUACUGGCAACGCCAGUUUUUAUUUCUAAAGCUGCAGUUUCAAAUCUGGCUACAGAAAAUCUGCAUUAACCAUUUCCCUCGUGUUCGCACAUCUCAUCCCAUUAAAUUAAAAAAGAUGAAUGCUGAAAAGUUAAGUAAGCUGCAGGCUCAAGUACGAAUUGGUGGAAAGGGCACUGCUCGGAGGAAGAAGAAGGUUGUACACAGGACAGCUACUACAGAUGAUAAAAAACUACAAAGCUCUUUAAAGAAAUUAGCUGUUAAUAAUAUUCCUGGUAUUGAAGAAGUUAAUAUGAUUAAAGAAGAUGGUUCAGUUAUUCACUUUAAUAAUCCUAAAGUUCAAGCAUCUUUGGCUGCUAACACAUUUGCAAUUACUGGUCAUGCUGAACCAAAACAAAUCACAGAAAUGCUUCCGGGUAUUUUGAACCAACUGGGAGCUGAAAGCCUCACACAUUUGAAACGACUGGCCACAAUGCAAACAUCAACAGGUAUUUUGGGGCCUAUUUCUGAACAAACAAAUAGUGGUAUUGAUGAAGAAGAAGACGAAGAAGUGCCAGACUUAGUCGAAAAUUUCGAUGAACCGUCUAAAGCUGAAGGCGUGUAAAUUUGCGAGUAUAGCCGCGAUGAAGGAAAAAUGUCCUGUAUUAACAACUCUGUAAUUUUAUUGAUAUAUGGUAAUGAUACCAUGACUUCGUUUUCAAAAUUUGUGUAUUGAACUGUGCGUAGUAAAAACAUGUUUGUAUGAAUUUUUGUCUUGUUAUUGUUGUAUUUCUACUAUGUCCAACUAAGCUGCUCUAAAGUCAAUAUGAAUGCGAGGACUGGAGAUAUCAACAAAAUAUGUUGAAAAUUAAUAAAAAUGUUUUUGCUUUA